Molecule: messenger RNA, 633 nt
Organism: Angiostrongylus costaricensis
Lineage: Eukaryota; Metazoa; Nematoda; Chromadorea; Rhabditida; Metastrongylidae
Source: the annotation of a GenBank genome assembly
AUGAGCUACAAUCAUCUAUUCAAAAUAGUCGUAGUUGGCGACCACAAUUGUGGCAAGUCAUGCAUAUUACUGCGAUUUUCCGAGAACACAUUCCGAACGGACCACGUCAGUACACUUGGUGUCGAUUUCAAACUAAAAACUAUCAAACUCGGGCGUGAUAAGAUCCGAUUAGAGUUGUGGGACACCGCCGGUAUGGAAAGAUAUAGGACCAUAUAUAAUUCGUACUAUCAUUCAGCACAUGGCGUUAUGUGCGUAUACGAUAUGACAAGCGAGAAGUCAUUUAGUAAUUUGGAGAGCUACUGGCUGAAAGAAAUCCGGAAACAUGCACCACAAAACGCUGUGCUGAUGUUAGUUGGAAACAAGGCCGAUUUGGAGAGCGAACGAAAGGUCGACUUCGGACGAGCUGAAGGACUGGCAACUCGACUUGGAGUGUCGUUGUAUGAGGUUUCCGCUAAAACUGGUAUCAACUGUGAUGAAGCUUUCCAUACAUUAGCUGCUGCAAUGCGUGAAAAAAUCACCGCUUUUAGUAUGCACUCUGAUGAUUCGGAUGAGCACGAGUUUACACUUUUGGAAUUCGAACGUAAACACGAGAAAGUUCAAUCGGAAGAAUUUCAUCAUCAGCAUGAACUCUGA